Molecule: messenger RNA, 858 nt
Organism: Solanum lycopersicum (tomato)
Lineage: Eukaryota; Viridiplantae; Streptophyta; Magnoliopsida; Solanales; Solanaceae
Product: ninja-family protein AFP3-like
Biological process (GO): signal transduction; negative regulation of DNA-templated transcription
Cellular component (GO): nucleus
Source: RefSeq, a predicted model, not a curated record
AAAUGAAUUUACAAUUAACAAGCGUGUCACUUUUGAUCAAUUACCUUUUGGGAGCAAUUUCCUAAGUUGUAAAAAUGAAUUUACAAUUAACAAGUGUCACUAUUGAUCACUUAUCCAUAGAUUCACAUGUUUUCUACCUCUACACCCUGGAAGUUUCUCCUUUAGUUUUAUAAUCGCCUAAAUUUCCUAAUGGUUUCUCCUCCCUGAAACAUUCAUUGAGUUUUCUAUGACCAUUGAAUAAUUUUUUAGUUUAAAUUUCAAUCUCUCUCAAUUUUUUUAUUUUGCUAAUAUGGAGAAAAUCGAAGAAAAUAGAGAAAACAUGAGGAAUGUGGAUCUGAAUGUAGCGUGUUUAUUGAACGGUGAAUCAAGUGGAUCACAGAGAAGUGUUGCUUCAAAUUUGACUGAUCUUGAAACCCAACAAACACCUAAUCAAUGGGAAAGUGCUCAAGAAGUCAGAGAGAAGCUGAGGUACUUCUUGCACAACAUGCCUUGUGUUGUUUAUGACUCACCAAAUGGAAAGAAGACUAAAGGAUACUUAUUAUACUCGUCUGUGAGGAGAGAAGAUCUAAAGAUAGUUUGUAGUUGUCAUGCUAAUUUUCUAACCCCCGCUGAAUUUGUGAAACAUGGUGGUGGAGGUGACAUUGAAAACCCUUUAAAAUAUAUAGAUAUAGUUCUUGCCUGAAAAAUGGACUAGUUGCUUUAUUAUGAUUGUUAUUUGAUCUUUUCUUUUGUUGUUGUACUAAAUAAGUCCAAUGUCUAUUGCCCAAAAAGGCCUUAGAUUUGAUGUCGUUGUUAUUUGAUCUUUUAUUUUGUUGUAGAAGAGUAAGUCUCUUCCAUUAAAACUAUAUUAAGGUUAUU